UCGAUCAUUCUAAGAUUGCUGUUGCCACUACAGUACGCCGGAAAAUUCGAAUUUUUAUAGUUUGCAGGAUUUAUUAAUGAAAUCAUGCCUCGUGUUGUGCCGGAUCAAAGAAACAAGUUCGAAAAUGACGAGUUGUUUAGAAAAUUGUCGAGGGAAUCCGAGGUGAAGUAUACGAUGUAUCGAGACAGGCCUCAAUCGGAGCGCAUACAGCAUUUUCAAAACGACUGCAGAGAAGGCAAGAUUAGUGCAUCCUUUGUCGCCACUGGUACGAACAUCUGCUUGUUUUUCCCGAAGCCAGAUAAUCUUUUAUCAACACCAUUCAUAAACUUCGAGCAGGAACCAGGCAAGGUUCACGUUCGAAGUUCAUUUAUCAUGAAUGGAGUGUGCGUACUCUUCGAAGGUUGGUUUGACCUUCACAGGCUUGACGGAAUCGGCAGCCUGAAAUUCGACGAAGCCAACGCGCACGUCGAGGACAAGUUGAUGAGGGAGACGUUGGCACGCGCCAGAAUCAAACUCAUCGAAUUCGAAGAGCAACAAAGAGCGUGGAGGGACGACAAUAAAACAGAUGCGUUAUUUUCCAUUCUGUCAGCACUACUCGGCCAGCCACGACAGGCGUGACGGAGUUUCGAGCAAAUAAAUGACGAUGCUCCACGACGACAUAGCGAAGACUAAUAACACUUAGCAGUAAGAUGAAAACGUCCCAGCUUCAUGAUUGCCACAGUAUCAUUUAGAGAUCCCAUGAUGCCAUGGGAUUGAAGGAAUAGUAAAAAAUUGCAAGCACUGAGCAAAGCAUCAUGGAUCAGUAAAAAUCAGUCGCAGCCGAAAAAUCAACAACGCUAUUGUAUAUUACACGAUGUAUUGCAGCCUGAUUGGACUGAACAGCCUUGAUUCAAAAACUAAAAUGGAUGUAAUGUCUGUGUGUGUGUUGAGUUAAGUUUUAAAAAUCUAAUAAUUAUCGUUGAAUAUUUUUUAUUCAAAUUGUAAUGUAUAGUAAAUUAUUUAGUGUUUAUUACAUAUGUUUAUAAGACAAUGAUGACUGAGAGUUGAAUAAAUUACUCUACAUGCCACUGCAUCGGUAAGAGAGAGGAAACUUUA
Messenger RNA from Xenia sp. Carnegie-2017, 1095 nucleotides. Its product is annotated as protein big brother-like. Gene Ontology annotation, cellular component: nucleus; core-binding factor complex. The transcript is spliced from 5 exons. The record is from RefSeq and is a predicted model, not a curated record. Bases 85 to 618 code for a protein of 177 amino acids. Gene Ontology annotation, biological process: regulation of transcription by RNA polymerase II. NCBI's taxonomy places the organism in Eukaryota, Metazoa, Cnidaria, Anthozoa, Malacalcyonacea, Xeniidae. Gene Ontology annotation, molecular function: sequence-specific DNA binding; transcription coactivator activity.